Didymodactylos carnosus is the source of this 1263-nucleotide messenger RNA. Lineage: Eukaryota; Metazoa; Rotifera; Eurotatoria; Philodinida; Philodinidae. The record is from the annotation of a GenBank genome assembly.
AUGCUAGCUGGAAAAACUCAGAUUCAAAUAACAAAAACUAUCGUACCAUCAUCAGAAAAACAACCAGACGAAUCCUCUUCAUCUCGGAAAAUAGUAUCAAAUAACAGAACUGACUUAUAUCAAAAAAACGAUACUGGAUAUAAGGAACAUCAAAGAGUUAACAGGACUAUUUACAACCGUAAUAUUGCGCUUAGUACUACUAAUCACAGUCAUCUUAGUUCUUUACCUUAUCGAAAAAGAAAUAUUAAUCGUGUACGUCUCGACCCGAUCAAACAAAAUCGCGCAAUGGUUAUUAAUCAGCAACCAAAAUCGUCAUCACACAGAAACCAUGUUCCACAUCGAUCAAUUACAAGAACAAGAAACUUGGUCAAGAAAGAAAGAAGACUAAUUCCGUUGUCUCGAGAUCAUUCUUCAACAGUUAAUGUCAGCGAACCUACAGAGAAUACCAAGAUUAAUGUUCUUUCGCCGACAACCAAAAUGAAUAUUAACUAUGACGAAACAAGCAGCACAACACAAAUUAAUGGUAAAAAAGUUAAUGGGACAACAAACCAAGCAGAGUCUGUCGUUUCACUUAUCGGCGAUUCAUCGUCAAGAUCCAGUAUCAAUGGUUAUAUGCAGGACCAAGACAAAAACAAUACAUUUAAUGAAAUCAAAACUAGACCGAUAAAUACACCGUCUCUACCAACAAACAGCAAUGAAGAAAGUGGUGAAAUAAAAUGUGACUCAUUAGAUGUGAAUGUAUUCAAUUCUAAGUUUUGUCAAUUAAAACAAAAUGCUAUUAAAAAUAAUUUCGAUCGUACAACAAUCGAAGAAUGGAGACACGACACGUUGGAACAAUUAAUUUCAUCAAUAAAAGAUUUUUCAUUGGAUAAGCAUCCUGUUGAUCAAACAUGGAUUAUAUUCUACUGGAUUUCACAAAAUAUUCAAUAUGAUAUCGACUCAUUUUUUCGACACAGCAUCCCAAGUCAAAAUCCAAAAGCAAUAUUUAAUAGUAAAAAAAGUGUUUGUGAAGGUUAUGCUACAUUAUUUAAAACGUUAUGUGACAGUAUACAAUUACAAUGUGUAAAAAUUAGUGGUUAUGCUAAGGGUUAUAAUUAUAGACAAGGCGGUUCGUUUUCUCGUACAAAUCAUGCAUGGAAUGCGGUAAAAAUUUAUCAACAUUGGAUAUUACUCGAUUCCACUUGGGGUACUGGUCAUGUGUAUCAUCGUCAGUUUAAAAAGAAAUUAGAUUUGCAUUACUUCUCACUCGUCCGGAUCAAAUGA